UGAGUUUAGCUAGGUUUGCCGAAUUGGAGACCCAAUCGGCUUUCAUUAAAUUAAUCAAAAAAUCAAUUUCCUUUGUCACUCUCUCUCAUCAUCGUCACCACCACCGUCUUCUCUCUCCACUCUCUCUCUCUACUGGUACAACAAUGGCGGACUCAUGGUCCAGAACCAAAUCGAGCCGACCGACACUCCACAGUUUCCAGAGGUCGAUUUCACCCUCGGGUCGGUUCUGCUCCUCCUCCAUCUCCUCCUCAAUCUCCAACUUCUCUUCUAAUGGAAGGUUCUUGACCCGAACCGAACCCGCCUCGUCUUCCUCCCCAUCCGUCCGAUUCUCGCUCGACCGACCCACGUCUCCCAGCCGUUCGAUUUCCUUCACCCAGAAACAACAGAUCAACAACAGCAGCCGUUCCAUUCCCGGCCAGAAAAAGACGUGCAUGUGCUCGCCGACGACACACCCGGGAUCCUUCCGGUGCAGCCUCCACAAGAACGUUAGCAGUCGAAAUCGGUUUAAUAAGGACAACACGGUGUCGUAUCAUUCGAAUAGGUUGUAUGCGAGGAGAUCGGCGAUGACGAACUCGUUGGUGAGGAUUGGGACGGUGGAGGGGGAUUUGGUGAAGAGGGCUCUGGCGGCCUUGAUACGGCCGUCGUCGCAUCAGCAGCGGAGGAGGGCCGAUUUCCAGCCCAGGCCUAGCCGGCUUUCGGUCAUGUCGAAAGCCGAAGGAUUAUGAGAGGGAAAGUCGACGGAUCAGUUUUGAUGGAUCCGGGGGUUUUUUUUUGGAAUUUUCAUAGUAUGAUAGAUUUAUUCAAAUUAUUUGUACCAUAAGUUUGUUGCCUUUAUAAAAAAAGGAUUAAAGCUACAAA
Molecule: messenger RNA, 858 nt
Organism: Rhododendron vialii
Lineage: Eukaryota; Viridiplantae; Streptophyta; Magnoliopsida; Ericales; Ericaceae
Exons: 1
Coding region: 144-725 (193 amino acids)
Source: RefSeq, a predicted model, not a curated record